AUGAAGUCCAUUGCUGUUCUGUCUUCUCUCGCCCUUGCCGGCCUCUCCGCCGCGCAGUUCCAGGGCCUGCCUCAGUGUGCUCAAGACUGCGCCAGUCAGUUCUUCUCGGGCGGCAUCGGCAACUGCGGCUCCGACGCAAAGUGUAUCUGCUCCAACAAGAGCUUCCUCGGCGACAUCGCCUGCUGCCUCGCCAAGCCCGGCGGCUGCAACGAGAAGGAUCAGUCCUCGGCCGUCGCCUUCGCCUCGACCAUCUGUGACGCCCAGGGCGUCACCGUCCCCACCGCCGUGAGCUGCACCGCCUCCCAGUCCGGCGGCUCCUCCUCGUCCGGCAAGACCACCGGCACCCCGGCCACCAACUCGGCCGGCACCACCUCGCGCACCAGCUCCGGCGGCGCCCAGCAGACGGGCGCCAGCACCAGCAACACUGCCGCCUCGGGCGCCAACAACCCUUCCUCCUCGAGCUCCAAGGCCUGGGCGCCCAAGAACACCGCCGCUGCCGGUGGUCUUCUGGGUGGUGCCCUCGCUGUUGCCGCCAUGCUCUAG
Messenger RNA from Thyridium curvatum, 543 nucleotides. RefSeq lists its product as uncharacterized. Lineage: Eukaryota; Fungi; Ascomycota; Sordariomycetes; Thyridiales; Thyridiaceae. The coding region runs from base 1 to 543 and encodes 180 amino acids. The record is from RefSeq and is a predicted model, not a curated record. The transcript has 2 exons.